AUGAGGGCCGCGCUGGUGGGGUACAGCAGCUCGGAGGAGGAGGAGGAGGAGGAAGAAGGGGGGCGCCGGGGCGGCGGCGCGCAGGGGCCCCCCCGGGCCAGCGCCGACCGCCCCCGCCUGCCCGUCCCCGCCGGCCUGCCGGGCGAUCCGGAGCCGGAGGAGGUCGUUAGCGACGACAGCUCCCGCCACGGCGGCCGCGUCCGCGGCUUCCCCCACGAGCGGGGCAGCUGGGCCACCCACGUCUACCUGCCCUACAGAGUCCAGGAGGAAUUCCUGGAGCUGCUGGAGCUCCUGGUCUCCCGCGCUCGCACCUACGUCUCCUCGCUGGCCGCCAUGGAGGAGUUCCACCUCAGCCUCUCGCAGUGCGUGGUGCUGCGCUACCACUGGAUCGACCCCUUCGUCCGCUCCCUCAAGGAGCGCCUGGCCUCCUUCCACAGGUUCUUCUGCGUGGCUGACCAAGUGAAGGUUUACACCAACCAGAACAAAACCAGGACUUUUAUUGGCUUGGAGGUCUCUGCUGGGCAUUUCCAGCUGCUGGAGCUGGUCUCAGAGGUGGACAGAGUUCUGGAGGAAUUUGACCUUCCCACGUUCUACAAGGACCCGUCGUUCCAUAUCAGCUUGGCCUGGUGCGUCGGGGACCUGUCUGGCAGGCUGGAAGGGCAGUGUCUGCAGGAGCUCCAGGACAUUGUGGACAGGUUUGAGGACUCGGCGCUCCUGCUGCGUGUCCAAUGGGAGCAAAUCCGCUGCAAGUCGGGGAACAAGUACUUCUCCUUCCCCUUGAGGUAGGGGCCGGUGGGACUGUGCAUUUCAGAGCCUCGAAGAGCCUGAUGCUCAACCAAGGACCGUUCUCCAGCGCAGCUCUGAGUAGUGCGGGCUGGCACGCACCUCCCACGCUGCUCGUGCCUGCUCAGCAUUUCUGGGGUGUCUGUGGCCUCAAGACGGGCUACUUCCAAGUUUGAGUUGCUGGCUGAAGAAAUGUGUGUUUGUAGCAGAUCUCGUCCUCGCUGCUGUAUGUGCUGCAGUCAGCACCGGCGGUUCCAGCCAUCCCACAGUCGCUAAUUUUGCUGAUCUUUUAAAAAAA
Messenger RNA from Gymnogyps californianus (California condor), 1081 nucleotides. RefSeq names its product U6 snRNA biogenesis phosphodiesterase 1 (gene USB1). The record is from RefSeq and is a predicted model, not a curated record. Gene Ontology annotation, biological process: U6 snRNA 3'-end processing. The transcript has 7 exons. Gene Ontology annotation, molecular function: 3'-5'-RNA exonuclease activity. Bases 1 to 786 code for a protein of 261 amino acids. Lineage: Eukaryota; Metazoa; Chordata; Aves; Accipitriformes; Cathartidae. Gene Ontology annotation, cellular component: nucleus.